This is a messenger RNA of Branchiostoma belcheri (Belcher's lancelet), 1736 nucleotides long. Its product is annotated as monocarboxylate transporter 13-like. Gene Ontology annotation, molecular function: monocarboxylic acid transmembrane transporter activity. The record is from RefSeq and is a predicted model, not a curated record. Gene Ontology annotation, biological process: monocarboxylic acid transport; transmembrane transport. The transcript has 4 exons. NCBI's taxonomy places the organism in Eukaryota, Metazoa, Chordata, Leptocardii, Amphioxiformes, Branchiostomatidae. Bases 330 to 1736 code for a protein of 468 amino acids.
UCCACUCAAGGACGACCGGUACCAAACGACCUUUGUGUCGGUGCCCAAGUCAUCGACCUUACGAUCGAAUCGAAGAUCUCAUAGCUCCGUGAAAUAUCUAGAGUUUUUCUAUCGAAUUCUUAUUCAUGUUCGUUUUUUUUAAUUUCUCACUGAUACAACUUUGUCUUUGCCUUUACCCUCCAGCUCCCAUAAGGCAACAGGCAUGUGUAUGGCAGGAAAAAUUCAGCCUAGACAGGAUAUGAGAUAACCUUUUCUGGAACCUUUUGGGCCAGUGAUUUCCUGUCAGUUUAAAAGUAAAAGCACAGAAAUACAAACACACACGCACCAAAAUGUCCAAAGUGCGAUCCGCUGACAGACCUCCAGACGGCGGGUGGGGUUGGGUAGUGGUGGCCAGCACGUUCUUUGUCAACAUGCUGGUGAUCGGGAACAUGAAGUCUUUCGGAGUGUUCUUCGCAGAGUUCCGGGAGGUUUUCCAGGAGAGUGCCGGAAUCACGUCCUUCAUCAGUUCUAUCCUAGGAGCUGUGCUGUUGAUGUGUUCUGUGUUUGCCGGUGCUCUGAGCAACCUGACCAGCUGCCGUACUGUGAUCAUCGCAGGGGGCGUCAUUUCUGCCGUGGGGCUUGUCGUCAGCUUCUUCGCGCAGACGAUGAUACACUUGUUCUUUAGCGUGGGGGUUCUCACAGGAUUUGGGUUGUCCCUGAUGUUCUCACCAAGUCUGGCUAUGAUUGGACGCUAUUUUGACAAGCGGCACGCCACAGCCAAUGGGAUCGGAGUUUGUGGAACGGGGAUCGGCAUCUUCGCUUUUCCUCCUCUCUAUCAGUUCCUCAUCGACGAAUUCGGGUGGAGAGGGGCUUUACUAAUUGUGGCCGGCAUACCAUUGAACGGCUGCGUCUGUGGUGCCCUAAUGAGACCCAUACAUCUCAAAGAGGAUCGCAAGGAAGAAAAAGUCGACAUCGAACCCCAGGGUAGUACUGAUCAAGAACCAAAGAAAAGGAUUUUUCAUUUCUAUGAGAAAGUCGUGGAAGCGUUCGACGUGACCUUACUGAAACACCGUCCUUUUCUUGUUUACUGUGUGUCGUUAUUUGGAACCUCGCUGGGCAACUCCAUGAUUUUUGUGCACCUUGUAGCCCAUGCUCAACACGUUGGAGUGGAGAAGACGCCAGCCGCUUUUCUACUGUCAAUCUUGGGAAUCUCAGAGGCGGUGUCAAGGCCCUUACACGGGUGGCUGUCGGACAGGGUACACAUCAGUAAGCUCUACUAUUACAUGAUUGGCAAUACCGGACUGGCCAUACUUAACAUCGCCAUACCGUUCGGGAGAACCUACACGGGCCUUGUGGUGUGCAUGGUGUUGUACGGAUUUUUCUCGGGCACCUUCAACGCGCUCAUAGCUGUAAUGGUGAAGACAUACAGCAGCGUUUCCAGGAUUUCCAGUGGUCUUGGGUGGGCGCUUGUCUUCGAGGGGGCCGCCUACCUACUCGGGCCACCUAUUGCAGGUUGGCUCUAUGACGCAACAGGCAACUACGACAUGUCUUUCUACGCGGCUGGUAUCUUCAUCUUCCUGUCUGCGGUCGUGCUUUUCGUCAUUCCCUGUUCAACAACAAGAGGGUCAUCCUCUCUUAGUUCUGACACCAGUGAGCCCAAUCAGGACGGAAUCAAGAUAGUCGCAUUCAGAAAUCUGGGUACAGAAACUGGUAGGAGUGACUCAUCAGGCCAAAGCAACCCUGGUUUUCAGGGAUGA